GCGGGCGGGGAUUGGUCAGGGCGGAGAGAACGGCGGAAGCGGCGGCGGGGCGGGGCGGGGUGCGCGGGCAGGCCGGCAUGGAGCCCGCGGAGGGCCCGGGGGAGCUGGGCUUCCACGGCGACGAGGAGAUCAUCGAGGUGGUGGAGCUGGGCCCGCCCGGGCCGGAUGACCUGGCCGACGAGAUGGAGGAUGUGGACUUCGACGACGAGGGUGCUGAAGAGCCCGAUGCUGAGGCUUGGGAGACGGAGGAUGACGAGGGAGUGGAGGACGGCAUGGAGGCGCAGGAUGACAGCGAGGUCACGUUCUCCCUCCACUCAGCUUCCGUUUUCUGCGUGAGUCUCGACCCCAAGACCAACACACUGGCAGUGACAGGCGGGGAAGAUGACAAGGCCUUUGUGUGGCGUGUGAGCGAUGGAGAGCUCCUGUUUGAAUGCUCAGGACACAAGGACUCGGUUACCUGUGCCAGCUUCAGUCAUGACUCCACAUUUGUGGCCACGGGUGACAUGUCUGGGCUUAUCAAAGUGUGGCGGGUGGACGCCAAGGAAGAAGUGUGGUCCUUCGAGGUGGGGGACUUGGAGUGGAUGGAGUGGCACCCUCAAGCCCAUGUCCUUCUGGCGGGCACGGCUGAUGGCAACUCCUGGAUGUGGAAGAUCCCUAGUGGAGACUGCAAAACCUUCCAGGGCCCUGCGUGCCCGGCCACGUGUGGCAGGAUCCUGCCUGAUGGGAAGCGAGCGGUGGUGGGGUAUGAGGAUGGGACCAUGCGCAUCUGGGACCUGAAGCAGGGAACCUCGCUGCAUGUCCUGAAAGGUCAGGAUGGCCACCAGGACCCCUUGACAUGUGUGGCCAGCAACCAGGAUGGCAGUUUGAUCAUGACGGGCUCUGUGGACUGUCAUGCCAAGCUGGUCAACUCCGCCACGGGCAAGGUGGUGUGUGUGUUCAAGAUGGAAAACACGGCUCCAAAGGCCCCCACCGGCGAGGGCGAGGAGGCAGAGUCCAACUCGGUGGAGUCGCUGGGCUUCUGUAAUGUGAUGCCACUGGCUGCCGUGGGCUACCUGGAUGGCACGCUGGCUAUCUACGACCUCUCCACACAAAGCUUGAGGCAUAAGUGCCAACACGAGUCAGGAAUCGUGCAGCUGCUGUGGGAGGAGAGCUCGGCUGUGGUCUACACCUGCAGCCUGGAUGGAGCUGUGCGGCUCUGGGACGCCCGCUCAGGGAAGAUGAUCAGCGAGUACCGAGGGCACUCAGCUGAAAUCCUCGACUUUGCCGUCAACAAGGAUGCCUCCAUUGUGGUGACGACCUCUGGUGACCACCAAGCCAAAGUGUUCUGCGUCCAGCGCCCUGAUCGUUAGAAGCUGUGCUGAGCAAUGGUGUCCUGGCUCUGCCAGGUGACUUGUGUACAGAGGGAGGAGGGAGAUGGGUUUCACCACUCUUCUCCCGUGUGUGCUUUGUAAUUUUCCAGCCUGCCCCACUUCGCCCUCCCUGUCUGGGGGCCAGGCCUGAGGUUUUGUAUGAAAAUGUCUCCUAAUUAUAUAAAUUAUUUCACUUAA
This is a messenger RNA of Columba livia (rock pigeon), 1547 nucleotides long. It is a transcript of the gene AAMP, whose product is annotated as angio associated migratory cell protein. The transcript has 11 exons. The coding region runs from base 78 to 1349 and encodes 423 amino acids. Gene Ontology annotation, molecular function: protein binding. Lineage: Eukaryota; Metazoa; Chordata; Aves; Columbiformes; Columbidae. The record is from RefSeq and is a predicted model, not a curated record. Gene Ontology annotation, cellular component: cytosol.